This is a messenger RNA of Suricata suricatta (meerkat), 502 nucleotides long. It is a transcript of the gene FMR1NB, whose product is annotated as FMR1 neighbor. The transcript has a single exon. NCBI's taxonomy places the organism in Eukaryota, Metazoa, Chordata, Mammalia, Carnivora, Herpestidae. Bases 1 to 468 code for a protein of 155 amino acids. The record is from RefSeq and is a predicted model, not a curated record.
AUGUCUUCAAGUGAAAGCAACGUGUGGAGCAAUGAAACUGCUGAUGAGCAAUCUCUGGAAAAAACUUCCACACAGGAAAUUCUGUUAAAUUUCUUCUUUCCAACAACAUGCAUUCCACAGGAGAAUCAGGUGGUGAAGCCUUGCAAUGAGCAGAAAAAUUAUAAGAAGACUGAAUGUUUGGCAAAUAAAUGCUGUUUUUCAUCCUCCAAGAUCAGUAACGUCAACUGUUUGGCCCCACUACAGGAUAAGCCUACACAGACGUGCCGGAUGUCUGUGCUUGGUGUGAUCGCCACGAUCAUCCUGGGAUGCCUGCCCAUUUGUUGCUCCUCUUUUUGGUGGAGGAGCAAACGGGCCAAUCCUUUACCAAAGAGAGUCAACAAAAUUGUAAAGAAUAUGAAGAAACACAGAAAGAAAGAAAAGAAAGAUGCUGAGACGAUAGAGAAAACAGCAGAAGAUGAGAAAAAAUGAGGUGGUGAAAACCAGUAAGAGAACAAAGUGUUAU